AUGGUACAUGACUUUUUAACUUUUUUAAAAUAUCCAUGGCAUUCAACAAAUGACCCUAACAAUCUAUCAUGUUGUAUCAAUGACAAUUGUUGUACAUUUAUAUGGGCUUCACAUCGUACUGGUUUUACACAUUUAUAUCUUAUACACUGUUCAUGGCCUAAAACUAAUUUAAUAAAUUCAAUUCAAAAUCAUAAUAAUCAUGAAAAUACAGUUGUACAUGACCGGACUGCAAUAAUUAUCAAAGCGAAACAAGUCAUUAUUGAUCAGUUAACUAAUGGUGAUUGGGAAGUUACUGGAAAUCAGAUUUGGUUAGAUGAAGAUAAUAAAUUUGUGUAUUUUGAAGCAUUUAAAGAACAUCCACUUCUGAAACAUGUAUAUUCUGUCAGUUAUGUUGAUCGACGAACUGAUCGAGAUCAAUUGCAUUGUUUAACAUUACACAUCACCACCACCACCACCACCAACAACAACAACAACAAUAACAGCAAACAUAGUGAUACCAUGGUAAUGCAAUCUAUUCAAAAUGUACACAAUUCAUUAUCAUCAUCAUCAUCACCAUUAACAAUGAAUACUAAUAAUAAUAUUGAAAAUAUCCUAGAUCCAUUAUUUCAUGAUUCAUGUUUAUUGAAACAAUCAUAUCCAUUAUCAUAUGAAUUGAAUUCAUUCAAUGUACAAUCAGGUAUAAUGAUUUUAGAAUCAAGUAGUUUAGAUAAAUUAGUUGGUAUUCAAAUUUGUCAAGUUUGUAUUAUUGACAGCAAUGAAAAUGAUGAUGAUGAUAUCAAGAAUACGCCUGCUACAUCCACUUUCACCGGUCAUAAACAUUGUAAACCAAUUCUAAAACAUGUGGGAUGGCUUCGUAAACAUGUAUGGCAUUAUAAUGCAUUCAAUGGAUUUUAUCCAACUAAUCCACCAUUAGUUCUACGAUGUGAUAUAUUUCAUAAUUUAGAUCAAGUGGUCACAUUACACAACACUGAUAGUAGUCAAUGUAUGAAUGAUUAUAUGAAUAGUAGUUGUGGUAGUAGUAGUAGUACUAGUAAUAGUGCUGCUACCAACACACCAAAUUAUAUUGAAUUUACUAAUUCACAAUCAAUAUUAUAUGGACAAUUAUUUUUACCAAAUUCUAAUCAUACUCGACUAUCAUCUGGUUCAUCAUCUAUCAAUAGCUCUAAUGUUGGUUAUCCAACACUACAUUUUGUUUAUGGUGGUCCAGGUGUUCAACUUGUUCGUGGUAAUUAUUCAAGAUCUGUAUUUGCUCAAGCGCAAUUAUUUUGUCAUUUUGGUUAUGCUGUCUUUUUAUGCGAUUGUCGUGGUUCAUCUAAUCGUGGCAUUAAUUUUGAUGGUCAUAUUAAAAAUCGAUUAGGUCAGGUAGAACUUGAUGAUCAUGUAGCCUUUUUAAAAUAUGUUGCUAAAAACACUGGACUUAUUGAUCUUUCACGUGUUGCUAUCAUGGGUUAUUCUUUUGGUGGUUAUAUGUCACUUAUGGCUGCAAUGCGAUAUCAUGAUGUAUAUAAAGCUGCAAUAGCAAUUUCUGCAGUGGUCGAUUGGAAGUUAUAUGAUACUGCGUAUACAGAACGAUAUAUUGGUUUACCUAAAGAUAAUCCAGAUGCUUAUCGAUUUGCUCAAGCGCAAUUAUUUUGUCAUUUUGGUUAUGCUGUCUUUUUAUGCGAUUGUCGUGGUUCAUCUAAUCGUGGCAUUAAUUUUGAUGGUCAUAUUAAAAAUCGAUUAGGUCAGGUAGAACUUGAUGAUCAUGUAGCCUUUUUAAAAUAUGUUGCUAAAAACACUGGACUUAUUGAUCUUUCACGUGUUGCUAUCAUGGGUUAUUCUUUUGGCGGUUAUAUGUCACUUAUGGCUGCAAUGCGUUAUCAUGAUGUAUAUAAAGCUGCUAUAGCAAUUUCUGCAGUAGUCGAUUGGAAGUUAUAUGAUACUGCGUAUACAGAACGAUAUAUUGGUUUACCGAAAGAUAAUCCAGAUGCUUAUCGUAAAGGCAAUGUUAUGGAGUAUGUAUACAAUAUGCCAUCGGAUCAAUAUCAUUUAUUUAUAUUUCAUGGUGGACAAGAUGAAAAUGUUCAUUUCUCACAUACAUCAACAUUAAUUGAAAAAUUAGAAGCUUGUGGUAAACCACAUCAUUUUCAGUAUUAUCCAAAUUCUCGACAUCGUUUAAAGCAUCAAUCACAUGUUGAAGCAACAGUUUUAAAUUUUCUUGAAGAAACUUUGCAUAAAUCAAAUUAA
Molecule: messenger RNA, 2226 nt
Organism: Schistosoma turkestanicum
Lineage: Eukaryota; Metazoa; Platyhelminthes; Trematoda; Strigeidida; Schistosomatidae
Source: the annotation of a GenBank genome assembly